Neurospora tetrasperma FGSC 2508 is the source of this 2968-nucleotide messenger RNA. RefSeq lists its product as uncharacterized. The transcript has a single exon. NCBI's taxonomy places the organism in Eukaryota, Fungi, Ascomycota, Sordariomycetes, Sordariales, Sordariaceae. The coding region runs from base 1 to 2730 and encodes 909 amino acids. The record is from RefSeq and is a predicted model, not a curated record.
AUGGAAUCGACCGAGAAUCGAGUGGGCCGCGGUACAUGGGCUCGUUACAAGCUUGCCCAGGCCCAAUUCACCAGCUGGGUCAAGCAAACCGCCGACAAGGUCGUGUCCCGAAAACAGAAUGGCACUACCCCAGAAGUUCAGACCGAAGUCGUCGAGACAACUCCGGCGCCUGGAAAGGAGUCGCGACGGCAGAAAAAGGCCCGAGCCAAAGCCACAGUCACUCCUCUCGCCGACCCCCGCCUCGAGACCAACAUCGAAAGCGCCAAAUCUGUCCAUUGGACUGAACUCGAGGUUCUCGCCCUCAAGAUCGCCCAAAACGCCGAGCCCGAGCAGAUCCCCGAUGCCGCCGUCAACAUCCUCCGCGAUGUUGUCAACCUGCGCAAGAAAAGCUUCAAGUUCUUUAGUGGCGCCGCCGCCAAGCGACCGGCCGACCGAAAGCUCCAGGAAAGCAACCAGACCCACGCCCACAUCAUCAACGUCCUCGAACGAAUCCUCGCCAAGUUCGAAGCCCUGACCUCGGCUCGCCGCAAGGUCACCAAAAACGAGAAGCCUGACGAGAAAAACCCAAUGGGCCUGUCCGAUCUUAUCAACAUGUUUACUCAUCUCGAAGUCCAGACGUCCCCCGACGCAGCCGAAGAUGACAACCAAGGCGAUCCACCGUCUGAAGACGACCAAAAAUCCACAAGGUCCAAAAAAUCACACAAGAGCAAAAAGAAGAAGCCGCGUAAAGAACGCCAUAGCGAGACGAAGGUAUCCCCGCGCCCCUCCACGACAGACAAUAAUGACGACACUUCGUGGCUGGACACGUUCGAUUGGGGCCUGCCCUCGGCAGAUGAGGACGACGAGGACGACGAGUUCGACUUCUACAUGAUGGUUUACUGCUUCUUCGAAGACUUCAACACCAUCCGAAACUACGUUCAGGAACGAUGGUGUGACUACUGGUAUGACCGGUCUGUCCAUCUCAACACCUUGGCCGUCAUUACCAACGCCGCCUUCGAGCUAUUCCACAUGCUCGAGUGGGACCUGAUGAAGGCGCUCAAGUUCCAUCCCGAGCUUACCCAGUAUACCUUCAUGAUGGAUAUGCUCUUCAUCCAGAUUGGCAUUGAGCACAUUGAUUACGACUCGUACGAUGGUCUGAGCCAGGAGGAACAUGAUGAGCGUCUCUGGAGAGACGAGGCAGAUUGGUUAGGGUUCCUGUCCUACUGUACCAUAUACCGGACCCUGAAGAACGUGCCUCCUGGAAAAGUUCCCAUGCUGCCACCUUCAGCCCGGAAAAAGGUUGUUUAUGGCGCACAUAACAUGAAGACCUGGCAGGAUUUCGAAAACACAAUCAGCUUCCAGAUGAUCACAGAGGGUUCUUUGUUAAAGGCCCUCAAGAAAAAUGGGCAGGUCCCCCCCAAACUCCCAGCCGAACCACUACUGCUGCUAGACUGGCAGGAAGCGCUCAAGAGGCAUGCUAUAACGUCUUCCCUCAUCUUCUCCUUCCACCUGUGGGUUGAUAUCCGCCAUAUCAUGGAGGAGGAAGUCAUCAAUCCCUUCAACGAAAUGCAAAAGACGGGCCAAAGAGUGGUGGAUGCGCUUCGCCUCCAUGAUCCCAACAGUGUAAGCAAAGAUAAGGCAUUCAAGUGGGAGUACAGGGAGCGCAUCCAGGACACCACCGAGUUCCUGCUCGAGGACUUUACCUACGAAGACAAGUUGCUCCGCUUCCGACAAAUAGGGAUUGCGGAAGACCCAGAGGAGUUCUUCCUCCUCAAGAACGAACCAGUUUGGGCCGGCCUCCUGGACUUCCGCGCAAGGCUUGUGCAUAGCGAAAUGGGCCAUCAGUUUGCCGCCUUCACCUACGUUCUCGAGGCUGCGGCCUACUUGUACCAUGCGGCGCGUGCUGCCGAUCCAACCUUACCUGUGUGGGACAACAUGUUCAAGCUUAACGAAACCUACCUCGAUGACAGCAUAUUCAAGAGCGGCUUCCUUGGAGUGAAGGACCCUGUCGCUAUUAUCCACAACUACCAACUGGCGAUCAAGCCACCGGUAGGCUGGGACGGCCCUCCCGAUCUUGCAAGCAGGUCUGGUUUCGCCCAGUCUGUCAAGAUUCGGAGAACUCUGUAUUAUCGCUAUGGUUUUGCCGAAGAAGACUCUUACAACGAGAUUGCCUACAUGGAGCAUCUGGCCAUGCAUCGUCUCCAGCUUGAACGAUAUCGAGGAACUCCACGUACCCUCGUUGGUUCUACUCGGGAGUCGAAUGGGUUGUUGGACGGAGAAGGCGUGAACGGCACGACGACAGGCGCCUAUUCAGUUGCGCCACCCAAAUUGGACGAGAAGAGCGAGGAGUAUCUGCGUCGCAAAGCGGUUCUGUCGAAGCUGUCGCCUAUCGAGAUGCUGCAGCUGGUUGGUGACUCUGUCCAGACGCUUUUGGAAGGUCUUCUCCAGCUUGACUAUCUGCAACUGUUUGACGAGGCGACAUUGUUCUUGGAAGAAGUCAUGGAUACCUUUGGGCCCGAAAUGCAACAGCGAGUUAACUACAAGGGAGGUGAAGAUCAUCCGCCCGCGAGGUUGGAUAAAUUGCCCACUUACUUGGGCGAAGAUUUGAAGGCUGUUGCAGAGGCAGGCAACGGCAAAGAGUCUGAGAUAAUCAGCAAGCUUGUCGACGGUUGCAGGGAGUUUCUGGAGCAAAUGCAAUCGGCUACUAGUAGCGAUACUAGUGCAGCUACUGAAGAAGUUUGUAGUCAAUAGACUAACAGUGGAUUUCCUGAAGGACUGCUAAAGGAGUUGGAUCAGAGAUCUGCUACUUCUGGUCAUCCAUAGAGGAAAUACCAGGUUCCUGAGCUGUCAAAACAGGGUCCAGCCAGCCUGAGGGAGCUAAAACUAGUUUUUUUAUGUGGUUAUACAAGGUUUCAUUUUGGAUAAAACAUUUUUCAAUGUUGGCAUACCUUCAUCAUCAACAAUACUUUGUAAUACAUCUUAGUAAUAC